AUGGAUAAACCAGUUAAGCUAGCUAAGGUUACAAAAAUCUUGGGACGAACAGGGUCGCAAGGCCAAUGUACUCAGGUUCGGGUUGAUUUUAUUGAUGAUCCCAAUAAUCGUUCGAUUAUCAGGAACGUUAAAGGCCCUGUUAGAGAAGGCGAUAUUUUGACUCUUCUUGAAGCAGAAAGGGAAGCUCGUCGUCUUAGAUGA
Messenger RNA from Enterobius vermicularis (human pinworm), 201 nucleotides. The record is from the annotation of a GenBank genome assembly. NCBI's taxonomy places the organism in Eukaryota, Metazoa, Nematoda, Chromadorea, Rhabditida, Oxyuridae.